AUGAGUGGAGAGAAGCGCCUCAAAGAUUGCUCCAUGGAGGAGCUUCAACAGGAGAUGCAACGUAGAUGCGAACAGGAAUCCACGAAGAGUACAGCUGCGGCUUCCAGCGCAACAGCUCGAAACGCCGCUCAUGACAUCCUCGAACGACACUGCUUUCUGGAUCAGGAGAAACGCGAGGUAUGUGGGGAAGUGUUCCCCACGGAUCUUGCAAUGUUUCUAUUGAGACAGCACCCAAGCCUUGUGGUGGAGCCAUUCAACAAGAAGACAGUCUUCGCCUAUUUCAUUCUGGCUGGUGCUCCGCUUUCCAUCAUGAAAGAGCUUUGCUCGAUGUGGAAAAUUCAUGCACCAACAUCAUAUUCUGAUUUCAUUGUUUGGAAAGAACGCUUCAGAGGAUUUUUUGCUAGUCCAUUAGCAGAUUUCUGCCUAUUUGGUCAAGACACAAGCGUCCAAAAACUCUUCUUGGAUGAAUUUCCAGAUGAAAUCUUUGCUACUGUUAACGACGACUCCACGGAGUUUGAUUACAAUACGAUUGAGUUGUUUCUUGACCGUUGUGGGAAGAGAAAUUUUACAGAUAAUCUCCAUGCCAAGCCCCCUCUCCUUCUUCCUGACGCGAAACAGUUUUUAGAGGCCAUGCUAAAGCUUGGACCGCCAGGAGACUAUUUCAUAUACUCGAAUUUGCUGGCGUCGGCCGUGGAUGGAGAAUAUGGAAAAGUCUUAUCACCUUUCUUGAUGAAGGCGUUGGUGGCAGAACGCGGUGUUGAUUCUCUUGUAUUUGAAGGGGAAUGGACUAUGAACACCUUGCUUUCUGCAGCCACAAUUCUCUCAAAGCUGAAAUCCUUUCGACUCGAUUUGGAGUACUCAACUAUCAGCAUGGAUGUGUACAUUUCUACUCUGAAUUGUCUUCACUGCUGUCCAGACGAUCUGCUGUUGGCUGACUUGAAGCUGCCAGUUCUCCCAGACUUGCUUGAAGACCAGGAUGGAAAAGAACUGAUGGUCGCUGCGUUGCAGUCCUGCAAAGUAUUGAAGAAGCUGUCACUGUUUCUUGCUGACGGCCAUCGUGAAAACAUGAUGGCAGGCCAAUCUCUCUGUUCAAUCAGUCAACAUAUCAUUCAUGCCAACUCUGGCAUCACAGAGCUUUCCAUUGCAAACUUUUCCCUGGAUACAGCAACCCCGCUGGGUGACCUAAUAUCUGCUGCUGCAACCACCAUCAAACAGCUUCGUCUCGAAGUCCGCAAGAUCUGUGAAGAUGUUUGGGUGGCUCCUCCAAUCACCCACAACAGCAAGUUGGAACUGUUUAAGGUCAAGUGCAGAGAUGCGUUUCACAUUGAGUGGACACGUGGACUUCUCACUCAGCUCCAACAGCUCCCAGAACUCCAAACAUUGAGUCUUCGCGGGACAGCCAAUUUUGGUGGGCUCCAUAUUGGUGACGAGAUGGCUGCUAUUCUUUUGAAUGACAGGCUUCAAGAGCUCACCCUGUGUGAGGGGUGCUACUCUAGGUUCUUGCCAGCAGAAAUGCCGAUCAAGUGGGAUCCUGUCAUUGAAGCGUUGAAGCAAAAUAGCGUGCUGAAGAAGUUGGACAUUUGCUCCUCCAAAACCAUUUCAGUAGAGAAUGCCAAAAAGGUUCUCAGCCUGGUGAAGGAGCACAACACUACGCUUGAGCAGGUUGCCUUGCCGUCAUGUGGUACCGGAAAUGAGUCUCUUGACCGAAAUAUCAAGUACUAUGCGACAUUGAACAAACAUGGCAGGGCCAAGUUGCGUGUACCGGGGGCUACCAAACAUGCUCUUGUGGAUUGUUUGUGCUCUGUUCUUGAGAGACCAAAUUGUUACGAAGAAUGUUUCUCAGUCAACAAUCUUCAUUAUGGUUUACUACGAGACGCUCCUUCCAUCUGGGCGGAUCCUUUGUCCAGCCCCUGCAAGGAAACUGAGUCGCUAUAGAGACUCCCGUCAAGUAAGUGUCAAGGGUAGGCCCCACCUCCAUCAGCGGCAGCAAAAGUGCAACCAAAGACUGCUAGGUUGGGUUGAAUGAUUCAAUCGUGCACUAUCUGGCAGGCUAGUCGUGCCGUAUGAUAUGAUAUAAACAACGAAAGUGCAAUAGGUAUACGGUAGAUUGACAUAACUGAAAGUAGCAU
Molecule: messenger RNA, 2129 nt
Organism: Seminavis robusta
Lineage: Eukaryota; Bacillariophyta; Bacillariophyceae; Naviculales; Naviculaceae
Source: the annotation of a GenBank genome assembly